This is a messenger RNA of Scheffersomyces coipomensis, 1200 nucleotides long. It is a transcript of the gene PUS4, whose product is annotated as pseudouridine synthase. The transcript has a single exon. The record is from RefSeq and is a predicted model, not a curated record. The coding region runs from base 1 to 1200 and encodes 399 amino acids. Gene Ontology annotation, biological process: mRNA pseudouridine synthesis; tRNA modification. Lineage: Eukaryota; Fungi; Ascomycota; Pichiomycetes; Serinales; Debaryomycetaceae. Gene Ontology annotation, molecular function: pseudouridine synthase activity; RNA binding. Gene Ontology annotation, cellular component: mitochondrion.
AUGAACGGAGUAUUUGCCAUAUAUAAACCCUCAGGGAAAUCAUCCACUCAAUUUAUCCUGGAUGUACAGGAUAUUUUCACCAAAUCAAAAGUUUUUGAAGAUGAUUUAUCAAAAGCUAAAAAUAAAAUGCGUUUUGAUUUAGGAACCAAUAAACGAAUGUCAAAAGAAAGAAUUGACAAGAAAGCCCGUAAUUUAAAGGUGAAAAUCGGUCAUGGUGGAACUUUAGAUCCAAUGGCAAGUGGUAUUCUUGUGGUUGGUGUUGGGUUAGGUACUAAGAAAUUACAGUAUUACUUGAGUGAAUGUGAAAAGACUUAUGAAACUAAAGCAUUACUUGGAAUCUCAACCACAACUGGGGAUGCCGAAGGUGAAAUAAUAACACAGAAUCCAAUCGAUCACAUAACCAAAGAAAUGGUUAAUGAAACUGCAAAAAAAUUCGUUGGUGAUUUAAAACAAACUCCACCAAUAUUUUCUGCCCUUAAAGUUGAUGGUAAACCAUUAUAUGAAUAUGCUAGAGAAGGGAUCCCAUUACCUAGAGCUAUUAAAGUAAGAGAUAUAAAAGUUUCUGAUAUAAAAGUCGAACAAGACGAUUUAUUAAGCACUGAUCAUGAAUUCACCAAGUUAGAAAGUCAGCUUGAUAAAAAUGGAUUACCAAAAGAGCAUGGUUUAGCUAAUAAUCCAACAUUAAACGAUUCACCAUUAUAUUUUUCAAAACAAUAUUUGGAAAAGGUAGAGAAGGAAAACUUAUCAAACGAAGAAAUUAAACCAAAAGUAUUCAAGGAAGGAGAAUCAUUACCAGUCAAACUUCCAUUACUUCAUUUCACUUCAGCUGUCUCAUCAGGAACAUAUAUCAGAAGUUUAAUAAGUGACUUUGGAAGAGCAUUAGGUUCAUCUGCCUAUAUGGUUGAGUUAAUUAGAGUUCAACAAUCUGAAUGGGAAUUAGGAAAGAAUGUGUUUUCAUUGGAAGAUUUCACAAACAAGGAUGAGCGUAUAUGGGGUCCAGUAUUGAAGAGAGUAUUAGAUGAUGGAGGAAAAGAAUCCAAUGUAGCAGAACUCUUUAAGGAAACUUCUGAACAAAUUCAGCCAUUAAUAGAAAAGGAAAAGGAAAUUUUAGCUAAAGUUUCUGAAGAUAACGUUUCUGACGAUAAAGUAGAGGAUGAUACAGAAACAUCUAAGAAAAGAACUAUAUCUGAAGUAGAGUAA